UCCUUUCUUUGCAAAAUGGCGGCGGUAGCUCAGGUCCAGUCCCCGUCCCCGUCCCCGUCCCCUGCUCCCGUCCCGGCAGCCCCAAGUCCAGCAGCCGCACCGCCAGUUGCGGCCACCCCAGCGGGAGGUGCAGCGCCGCCUGUGCCUCCCACUACAGCAGCCCCGGGUCCAGCAGGCCCGGCAGCGCUGCCUGGCCCCUUCCCCGGCGGCCGCGUGGUCCGGCUGCACCCGGUCAUCCUGGCCUCCAUCGUGGACAGCUUCGAGCGGCGGAACGAGGGCGCGGCCCGGGUCAUUGGGACCCUGCUGGGCACUGUGGACAAGCUCUCAGUGGAAGUCACCAAUUGCUUCUCGGUCCCACACAACGAGUCCGAAGAUGAGGUGGCUGUUGAUAUGGAAUUUGCUAAGAAUAUGUAUGAGCUGCACAAGAAGGUUUCCCCUAGUGAAAUCAUUUUGGGGUGGUAUGCUACGGGCCAUGACAUUACAGAGCACUCUGUCCUGAUCCAUGAGUAUUAUAGUCGGGAAGCACACAAUCCAAUCCACCUCACUGUGGACACCAGUCUCCAGAAUGGGCGCAUGAGCAUUAAAGCCUAUAUCAGUGCUCCGAUGGGGGUCCCUGGUAAGACCAUGGGGGUGAUGUUCACACCUCUGACAGUGAAGUAUGUUUACUAUGACACUGAGCGGAUAGGAGUUGAUCUCAUCAUGAAAACCUGUUCGAGUCCCAGUCGAGUGAUUGGCUUGUCCAGUGACUUGCAGCAGGUGGGGGCAGCGUCAGCCCGGAUCCAGGAUACCCUGAGCACAGUGCUGCAGUAUGCAGAGGAUGUGCUGUCAGGUAAAGUGGCUGCUGACAACACUGUUGGGCGCUUCCUGAUGGAUCUUAUUAACCAGGUGCCAAAGAUUUCACCGGAGGACUUUGAGACAAUGCUGAACAGCAAUAUCAACGACCUGCUGAUGGUGACCUACUUGGCAAAUCUCACUCAGUCGCAGAUUGCUCUCAAUGAAAAACUUCUGAGCUUAUGAUGGACUCCCUGCCUUCUGUCACUUGAGAGCCUGAAGAUACAGCAGAGCUACUCUUCCUACAAUCUGUUCUGCUACUGAAUUUAGUUGGACAUUAAUGUAAUUGCCUAAAUGAUUCAGUAUUCCCCCAUAUCCCUCUUGAUUCCCACCUCUGCCCCAAAAAAUCCUUCCACUGUGGUUCAGAUAUUGAAUCAAAACUGGGUGUGAGCCAGUUUUAUUAUUGAAAAUGGAAUUAAUUGAUGGCUACUCUUUAGUGCUCAUGAGCUGCUGUCCUAGGUUAGCCAUUUAUAUAACAAACACAACUCCAUUGUAUUGUGAGGAUUAUUGUUUCUAAAUAAAGUUCCAUUCCACUGAUAA
This is a messenger RNA of Caretta caretta (loggerhead turtle), 1371 nucleotides long. It is a transcript of the gene EIF3F, whose product is annotated as eukaryotic translation initiation factor 3 subunit F. Gene Ontology annotation, biological process: translational initiation. The record is from RefSeq and is a predicted model, not a curated record. NCBI's taxonomy places the organism in Eukaryota, Metazoa, Chordata, Testudines, Cheloniidae. Gene Ontology annotation, cellular component: eukaryotic translation initiation factor 3 complex, eIF3m. Gene Ontology annotation, molecular function: metallopeptidase activity; translation initiation factor activity; translation initiation factor binding.